Molecule: messenger RNA, 1101 nt
Organism: Zea mays
Lineage: Eukaryota; Viridiplantae; Streptophyta; Magnoliopsida; Poales; Poaceae
Exons: 5
Coding region: 211-726 (171 amino acids)
Source: RefSeq, a predicted model, not a curated record
CUGCCCUUAAUUAGGGAGAGUUUGACAUGUCAGUGCUCCACCACUGCCAGUGUGUCAGUGCCUGUAUAUAAAUACAGGCGACUGAGGUCACUUGGCCUCAGCCUGCUUGCCGCUUUGCUUCCUCCCAUUCCAUACUCCUGCUCGAUCCAGCUACUUCACAUUAGGCAGGAGGACAAUACUUUAAAAAAAAACACAUUCAGCAGGAGAUCGAUGAAGAUGAGGGCUCCUGCCGUGGCCUUUGCUGCUCUUCUCAUGCUGCUGGUGGUGGCUACAAGAGCACAUGGAAUCAGGCUGGACAGGCAGUUACAUGAUGCAAUCAACAGCAGCAAGGAGAUGGCCGAUCCCAGGAGGACCGGCGAUGCCGAAGCGUCGUCCAUUGCUGCUGGCGACUCGGUGAAGGAGCACUGCACUCGCGACGGGCGUUGCUCAGGAACGAAGGCGGAAAAGGCACUGGCGCACGCUGAAGCAGCAGCGGAAGCGAAGCAGCAGCAGGGCGACUCGACGGGAAACGAUCACCGCGGCACAACGGUGGGCGGCGAGGCCGCCACGCAGCAAGGGCGGCGUCACGAAGAGGAGGCGGCGGCGGCGCCCACGGAUUCUUAUUCGUCUUCUUCCCCGGAGGCGCCGGGCGUGGCGGCCCGGCAGCGGCAGACGUACCCGGACAUCAUGGACAUCGCCGGCAUGGACUACUCGCCCGCCGCGCGAAAGCCUCCCAUCCACAACUGAAGGCCGGCCGGGCUUGGUGGUGGCGCACGUGAGUGGUGCACGCAGCACAAGUACUAGCUAGAGCUAGAGCUAGUAGCUAGCUCUAUACAGGCCUAUGAAGCUGGUGGUGCUUGCGAUCGACUGGACUGGCCUAUUAGCUUUCCUUGUUUGUUUGUUCAUUAGGUUAGUUGCUAUUAGCUAGCUGUCGUAGUAGCAGGUAGCUAGCGAGCGAGUGCUCGACCCGGUCAGUCCUGCUAGCUGAUCCUGAAUAGAAUAGCGCGCGCGUACAGUCAUCUAUAGCUAGUGACCCAUCGAUACCGGACAGCAUCGAUCGCAGGAUUUUGUGACGACUUCUAUAUACUGGUAGUACAAAAGCUUCCCUUGGCGUGUUUUCCA